Molecule: messenger RNA, 315 nt
Organism: Paramecium tetraurelia
Lineage: Eukaryota; Ciliophora; Oligohymenophorea; Peniculida; Parameciidae
Exons: 1
Source: RefSeq, a predicted model, not a curated record
AUGUAUUAGAUAGGAAUUACAAAUUUUCAUUAUUAUGGAAAAAUAAAUUAAUUGUUACUUCAUUUCAUAGAAACUUACUAAAUUUCCAUUAUUCAUACAUUCAAUAACAAACUUUACAAGUGUAUGAAUUAUUUUCAAUCAGCCUCAUAAGCUACACGUUCCACCUUGACAUAGAUAUCUUAAUAAGAUAUAAACCCGUUAUUAAAAUUCAUAAUUCUCAAUUAGCAAAUUUUUCAAAUUAUGAAAAAUUUGUAUAAUGAAAUAUUUAUUUUUUCAGUAGAUAAAUCUAAUUCACUUAAAAUAUUAAAUUUAUGA